Microdochium trichocladiopsis is the source of this 1315-nucleotide messenger RNA. Its product is annotated as epoxide hydrolase. The record is from RefSeq and is a predicted model, not a curated record. Gene Ontology annotation, biological process: epoxide metabolic process. Gene Ontology annotation, molecular function: epoxide hydrolase activity. The coding region runs from base 41 to 1180 and encodes 379 amino acids. NCBI's taxonomy places the organism in Eukaryota, Fungi, Ascomycota, Sordariomycetes, Xylariales, Microdochiaceae. The transcript has 3 exons.
CUCAAAGCCUACAUCGAUAUUUGUAUUCAUUACUAUCAAUAUGUCGAAAAAGUUCAGCACAGUCCCUCGCGAAGCUCGCAGAGUACCUGAAGCAUUCACCCUACAUGUUCCCGAUCAAGAACUCGAUGAUUUCCGAACCCUUCUGAAAUUGUCACGCAUCGGACCGGAGACUUACUACAACCGACAGGAGGAUGGUCAGUUCGGCGUCUCGCGCAAGUGGUUGAUCGAGGCUAAGGAUGCCUGGCUCCAAUCUGACUGGCGCGGCCUCGAGGACCGUGUCAACGCGUUUCCCAAUUUCAAGGCUCAAGUCAACACUCCCGAAGGGCAUACCGUCGAGAUCCAUUUUAUAGCCUUAUUCUCAGACAGAGCCGAUGCCAAACCUGUCAUCUGCAUGCACGGCUGGCCCGGAUCCUUUCUCGAAUUUCUUCCCAUAUUGGGCCUCCUAGUAGCUAAGUACACACCUGACACGCUGCCAUACCAUGUAGUUGUCCCAUCUCUUCCCGGGUACGGCCUCUCAAGCGACGCGAGCCGCGUCGAUGUGGAAGUCGACCUGGCGGCAGCGACGGCCGUUCUUCAUCAACUCAUGUUGGAUUUGGGCUUCAAGGGAGGCUACGCAGCGUCCGGGGGCGAUGUUGGAAGUGCCGUUGCCAGGAAUAUGUCGCACUACGCAGAGUGCAAAGCUGUCCACGUGAAUCUAAUGAUAGCCGCGUCAGAGGGCGCGGGGCUCACGGAGGAAUACUAUUCCGGCCCUGGAGAGCUUGAGCACUUGAAGCGGCGUCUUGCUUGGGAUGCCACAGCCCGUGGAUACUCAACGGAGCACGGGACUAGGCCGGCAACUAUCGGACUUGCCUUGUCAUCUAGUCCUCUUGCGCUACUUGCCUGGAUAGGUGAGAAAUAUAUCGAAUGGGCAGACCCACGGCAACCACUCAGUCUGGAAUGCAUCCUAGAUUGCGUCGGACUCUACUGGUUCACAUCGACCUUCCCAAGGAGUAUUUAUCCUUACCGUGGGAUGAUAACAGGUACUGGGUGGAAGCCCACGUCGAAAGAUACUCCUCUCGGAUAUUCGUACUUCAGAAGGGAGUUGGGCUUCAUCCCGAAAGCAUGGGUAGAUAAAAACUACCCGAACCUGAUAUUCUACCGCGCACACGAAGAGGUAAGUGUUCGGGACCCCGGUGUCUAAAGUACCUAGCUAGGGAUACAAAUAACCCUAUAGGGCGGUCACUUUGCUGCUCUCGAACAGCCCAAGCGCUUUUUGGAGGACGUGGAAGACUUCCUCCAGACAGCAUUCAACAAAUAGCCAGCAUAGUAUCGCCGA